This is a messenger RNA of Sus scrofa (pig), 2194 nucleotides long. The record is from RefSeq and is a predicted model, not a curated record. NCBI's taxonomy places the organism in Eukaryota, Metazoa, Chordata, Mammalia, Artiodactyla, Suidae.
GGCGUCUGGGCGUCCGGGCGCCGCGUCUACCCGCGGUGCAUGGUGGGGCCGUCGCCUCAGACAACCAGGUCCGGCCGGCCCCGAGGCUGUGCGGAGCCGGUAAGGCGGCGGAAUGCACCGGGCUAUCACGCCAUCCGCGUACCUGCCGAGCCCCGACUACUACAAGAGGCUGGACCACCUCCAGCAAGGGCUGCGGGACAGUGAAAAGAAGAGAUUGGAGCUGGAAAGGAAACUUGAAUGUAAUCCAUCUGAUAUAUGCAGAGUUAAGCCGAAGUAUGGAGAACUAAAGAAGUACCUGAAGGAAAUAUGUGAAUCAGAAAAGAGGGCUCGAACUCGAAACCAAGAAUACUUAAAGCGGUUUGAGCAGAUCCAAGCUCACCUUGGGCACUUUACCACAAAGGCAGAACUGAAGCUGCAAGAACUGAAGGUUGAAUAUGAGACUCAACUUAAGAAGAUGCAGCUACUUUCAAAAGAGGAAAAGAGUGACGUGAAAGAGGAGGAUGGAGCAAAGCUUGUAAUGCCAGCAAAAAUUAACUUGGGGACAGCUGUGUCAAGAGGAUUGUAUCAACCAGCAACAAUCUUUAUGGGCCGCCAAAUGUCAGCCGUCUCAAGCAUGGGGGAUUUCAGUGCAGAGCAGAAAUCUCCCCAGCCCACAAAGAACUUUUCAAUUCCUGACCCACAUUCACACCGACAGACAGCCCAGCGCAGUGAUGUGACAGACAGCAAUGUAGUACAAACUAAUGGUGACACGCAGUGCUUAAAUAAGUCUGACAAAACAGAUGGAAAGACAUCUCUUCAGAUUGGUGAGAAAAUGCCCGUCACAGCCAGCGCCUUGUCUGAGGAGGAACAGACUCAUUGCUCCAAGAUAGGAAGCGGUGCCUGUCUUGGCAAGAGUCAUUUAUCUGAAGGCAGAAGGUCCCCUGGGCUCUAUUCCCCGUUACAGGCGAGAUUAAGCCCAAAGAACAGAACCACUGAUUUAAAGUGCGACGGUUCCAGCAGAUUGGAGGGAACAGAGGCAGAAAUUCUGACACGGAAACAUAUUGAAGUUGAGGAAGAAAGAGCCAGACCGCUAGUCCCCUUGCUAUCAGCCUCAGAAUCCUGUGCAUCUGAAAAUAAGUGUUCUCAAGAGAAGCAUGACGCUCAGGAAGCUUUCUCAGACCAUCCUCUGCACGGGGACCCUGGGUCACAGCAGCCCUUCAGGAAAUUGCAGGAAGAGCAGGAGGAGCAUUCGGGCAGCAGCAGUGACCUCACAGUUUCUAUAAGCGAAGAUGAUCUGAUUUUAGAGACUCUAGAACCACAGUCAAAUCCAGCUGAUAUGAUGGAGGAAGAAGAUGGAAUAGAGGCCUUAAACCUAAUCCACUCUGAGCAAGAAAGAGACGCCCUAUCCGCUAAAAAACAGAAUUGUAUUGUGCAAACCGUAAGCUCUCUGGAUUCAAAAAAGGAGUCCUCCACUAACUUGCCAGCAAGAGAGGUGGCCCAGAGCCCAGAGCAGGACCUGAAUCCCAGGACACAAUUGGGUCAGCAUGUUGCCACCUUGAAAGGACAUGAUAAUUCUUCCCAAGAAGAGGCGGCAGCAGCACUGUGGAAGCACCUUCCAGAAGAAGAUGUGGAGAGGUCGGCUGGCAGUAGGAAGUCAUCCUGCAGCUCACCAUCUACCCUGAAUGCCAGCAGUGGAGUAAAGGAUGCAGAGCCCGCCCUGUGGCUCAGCAGUGGUCCUACAAGGAAAGAAGAAGGUUCAAAUGACUGCAGAGAGGAGAGUGCCGAAGAAAGCGAGGGAGCAAGGAUGCCCAUCACAGAAACAAAAGCCUACCAGAUGCUGAAGCAGUCCACCCUUCAGGACAGCGCCCGUCAGCAUGAAGCCAAAUCGCAGAAGGUGGCGGCCCCUGCCUCACAGCUGUUGGGUUUGAAUGUUGGCAGCGGCACCUUCAAGACAAAGACAGCUCCCCAAAUUGCUUCAGAAGCUAGUUUUUCAUCCAGCGAAGGAAGUCCUUUGUCAAGGCAUGAAAACAAAAAGAACCUAACUACCAAUUUAAAGUCUAAAGCCUUUUGGGGUGAGUCCGAUGACAGUAACUCAGACAUCGAAGCUGCUUUGCGUCCCAGAAACCAUAACACAUCCACUGAUGAUUUUGAUGAUUUUUAUGACUUAUAAACUGUAACAUCUAUUGGAAAUAAAGUGUUUAAGCAAACUCUAAAA